Pseudogymnoascus destructans is the source of this 699-nucleotide messenger RNA. RefSeq lists its product as uncharacterized. NCBI's taxonomy places the organism in Eukaryota, Fungi, Ascomycota, Leotiomycetes, Thelebolales, Thelebolaceae. The transcript is spliced from 2 exons. The record is from RefSeq and is a predicted model, not a curated record. Bases 1 to 699 code for a protein of 232 amino acids.
AUGAAAUUUAGUCAGAAUUUCCACCUAUUUCAGGUACCAGAAUGGGAAUCGUUCUACAUUAACUACGACCUCUUAAAGAGGCUAUUGAAUGCAACGGCUAAAAAAGAUCUCUUGAAGAUACCACGCAACUUUACAGAGCUUUAUGCAUGUCUCGGCUCCAAUAUAGAUUUGCUGAAUACAUUUCGCAGCCGUAAAUACGAGUUCUUGCAUCGGAAGGAGGCGGAGCUUCGCAAAAGAUAUGGCAUUGAACUCUAUCUUUCUACCAUCCCGGCUUUAGAUGAGGUUGACGACCACGAGCUUCAAGUCCUUUACGAAGCUUUCACUGAGCUUCGCCAAGAACUAACGAAGUUACGGUGGUAUGAUAGAGUGAAUCAAGAUGCCAUCCACAGGAUAUAUGCCAAGCUGGAGAAGUUCGGCAAGACGAUUGGGCCAUCUCACUACGACCACAAGUCUACAUGGAUUGGCUUGCAGCUCGGUUGGGAAACACAGAGUCUGAAGGAUGUCGAAAGAUUGAACAAUUUGGUCAGUGAUAUCAGUCGGGCGCAGUCCACAGUGCAAUCUGGCUCGUCACUUAGGUCUCUAUGCCUAAAGAACGUUUGCGAUUCGCAUGCUCUGGCGUACCCGAGUACUGAAUACCACGCGAUAGAGACAAUGAACCCUCUAUCUUGGCCAGAUUGCUGGAUCGAAAGAACUUGGUGA